AUGGCAGGCCCAGACAAAAGGCUGUGGGAGGAGGCAAUGCAAAAAGAGCUCGAGGGUUUAGAGGCUAUGGGCACAUGGGAAGUGAUGGAUCUCCCAGUCAGCAUGAAUACUGUCGACACCAAAUGGGUACUCAAAGUGAAAACGGAUGCAAACUUGGUGCCCACAAAGUUUAAAGCAAGACUCAUUGCAAGGGGAUUCACUCAGAGAAAAGGUGUUGACUAUACUGAAAUCUUUGCACCAGUGGCACCGAUUCAAUCAAUCAGAGGAGUGUUGGCUGUGGCGGCUGUGCAAGAUUGGGAGGUAGAUUCAAUCAAUGUCAAACAAGCAUACCUCAACUCAAUCUUACAGCACAACGUGUACCUGAAGCCACCAGUCAGAACAAAGAUGCCACUGGGAAAGGUUCUCAAGCUAAUAAAGGGAUUAUAUGGUUUAAAACAGUCAGGGUGA
Messenger RNA from Ustilago hordei, 447 nucleotides. RefSeq lists its product as uncharacterized. Bases 1 to 447 code for a protein of 148 amino acids. NCBI's taxonomy places the organism in Eukaryota, Fungi, Basidiomycota, Ustilaginomycetes, Ustilaginales, Ustilaginaceae. The record is from RefSeq and is a predicted model, not a curated record. The transcript has a single exon.